AUGCAAAAGGAAAAGAAAGUUGUCAAAGCAGUAUCUUGUUGGAUCAUACUUCGAAAUAUUAUGAUGUGGAUUAAUAUUCUCUUUUCUUUGACUGUAAUUGGGCUAGGUAAUGAAUGAAUUUAUUAAAAGGAAUCUACAAAUAUACUGAUGGCAAUUUUAAUAAUUUUGCAGAUGUUUUCAUUCCUUUCUAUUUGAUAUUUUUUGGAGUGUUAUUGAUAUUUGCUGAAGCAGAAUGGAUAAUAUUAAUAAAACACUUUAAAUUUUUAGACAAUUAUUUUGGAAGGUAUCUAUGACAUAAUAUGUUUUAGAGGGUUUUAUAAUAUCUUUUUAGGAACAAUGCUUCUAAAUAUCAUAAGUAUCAAUAAUGAUGGGGAAGCCGAUAGAAAUAUCACCUGGGUGUUAGUAGUUAUUGUUUCAUCAACGAUGGCCUUUGUUGGAGUAAUGGAGAUAUUUUUGUACAUUUGGCACUGCGGAGCAAAAAGUGAUAAAUAUGCAAAAUAUGAUGAAAAAUAGGAUAUGCAAUAAAAAUUACUAAAAGAGGAAGAUAAGCUGACCUAACAAAUUUCACAAAAUGUACGAAGUGAAAUUGAUAUCAAAUAUUCUGCAUCAAUGCAACCUUAAAGUGCAGUUGUAGAUUAAUCAUAAUAAAAUUAUUAAUAAUAAUAUCAAUAACCCUAUUAAUAGUAAUACUAGCCUUUUCAACAAUAAGAUAAUUAAAACUAGACAAUAUUUUAUACACCAGAGCAAAUAUAGAAAAUGUAAUAAAAUCCAGAAGAAUAUUCAAAAUGGUUAAAGCAGCAACUCUUAGUAACAGAAGCAAAGAUACCAAAAACACAAGCUCUAGAUGGGAAUUCACAAUUAUGAA
Messenger RNA from Paramecium pentaurelia, 865 nucleotides. NCBI's taxonomy places the organism in Eukaryota, Ciliophora, Oligohymenophorea, Peniculida, Parameciidae. The record is from the annotation of a GenBank genome assembly.